UCAGUCCAAAUGUUUUUUCUACAAACUCAUCACAGAAAUAUUCAUCUUUUUACAUACUCCACUCACACACAAAAGCUGUAGGCUACACCCUUUAAAGCUAAUAAUAUAUUUAUAUUUCUCGGUUGUUGGGUAGUUUUACAAAACAAAUGAAAUGUUCAGAGAGAAGCAGAUUGAUGCACUUGUAUGCUUGUCAUUUUUUUUUCAAAUACUUAUGCACGCACAUUUUCAAAACCUAAAUAAACUCUUUUUUUAUAUGCUCUACACACCAAUCCAAGAAUUGCACGAAAUGCAAAAUGCCUCGCACCUCUUACGAUAGGUAAAAAUAAAUAACACGAUAUGUAACGCGUGCAUUUUUGCCAUAACAUUUUGUGCAAGUGAAAAUUGAGAACUGCGUCAAAAACUUUCUGAAACUAUGUGACCAGUGAAGAUUCUGUGUGUAAGCGGUGGACAUAAUAAUAAUUAUAAUAAACUGUCCCCUGCAGAAAGGCUCUUCGCUAAAUGCGUCAGGCUGCGUCUCAUUAUCCUAUCGAUUGUAUUUUUGCAUCUUUCACACCGCGAAUAAUCCAUGCAUAUGUAUGCCAUUGACCACUGGCGGUGUUUUGAGCCGUUUUCUUCCUCCUCAAGCACCGUGGGGCCGGUUCUGGUUCAGUGUCCGCGAUCACGUGAUCCCCGUCGCAGCCGAAGGAGAGCGGAGAGCGACUCAAGGAGAACACGUCCCUUCCGCGCAUCUUCAUUUGGCAGCAUGCGUCUCGCAGGAAGCGGCACGGCGUUCUGAAGGCUGUCGUGGGUCACGCGUGAACAUGCUGCGCUUUAUCCUGGACUGUCUGCGGCCGGCACGAGCGCGCGCUGCAGCCGCCGCCAGGGACACGGAGCUCGAGGCUCAGGUCAACGCUUCAGAUGAUAAUGAAAUCAAGGGCCUGCAGGAUGAGGUGCACGUGGAGCAGGAGACCCUCCAGACGGUCAAGGCCUCGUGCCGUAACACGCAGGAGACCGUGGAGAUGCUGGAGGACAGGAAGAGCCAGCUGAAGGAAGAACUGAAGAUGAUCUAUGACCUCCAGAAACAGGAGAGGGAAAUGCUGCAGUCUCUGCAGGAGGAGCAGCAGGAGCUGGAGCAGACCGUUCAGCAGUACGACGUGGAGCUGUGCGCCGCGGCCGAAGACCUCCUGCAGCUCCAGCGGGAAGUGGCUUACGCCAAAGCACACGCAGAGAGCCUGCAUCUCCGGGUCACUCCGCUGCAGGACCUGUUCGAGGAGAUUAUACAGGUCACAGUUAAAAAGAAGCUGGCUGAGCUGGUUGCUGGCCUCAUAACUGGUGAAGGUUCAGUGGCUGAGAUGACAGAAGAAGCUCCUUUUGUCGGUUCGGACGAACACAUGGACGAUGUAGAAAGCGAGAGAGAUCGCGUCUACAGAGAGAAGAUCAAGUCCGAACCAGGAGGAGAGGAAGUGAACGAUGCUGAGCAAGAGGACGCUGGAGAGGAGCUCGAUAAAAUGCAGUAUUCGAUGGAGAACUUGAAGAGCAGUGGCUCAUCGUCUUUCACUGAGAUCACACUGACAGAGGUCAAAGAGGAGGACGUUAUGUUCAGAUCAACCACUCCACAGUCUGACUCUUCGGACAUGGAGAAGGAGGACUUUGAGAUUAUUCAUUCCAGUCAGGUGACAAACAAACAGUUUGACUUCUUCCAUCCAAACCCUUUCACUGAUGCUGAUGUAUUUGGAGAGGACCACUUUCCAAAGGUUGAUGUAACAGAGCAAUUACCCAGGGACCCGUUCAAAGGCACAGACCCUUUUGCCUCUGACUCUCUCUUGGCUAACAUGUCAGAAGAAAAGCAUUUUCAGGAUGACUUCAUCCCUGAAGAGAACAGUCUUCCAGCAACCGUACACUGCCCUCUCCAAUCCGUUGUGAAAGAUUACGGUACUUUUAACGCUCCCAUCAACUUGCCGUCGGACACUGAUCGCACACAGUCCACUGGAAAGCGUGAUAGCGGUGUGUCCAUGUCCAAUGAAAGCAGGAGUCUCAAAUCUUGUAGCGAUAAUGGGUCUGAGUUUGGGACGAACGCCACACAAGACCGAAAUCAUGACGCAGUUGAAGCUGUUGCUCCUCAGUUCAAUGACGAGUUUGUCCAUGAAUCAGACUCUAGUCACAGUUCUACAGUGUUUAAUUCCAUCGACGCUGAUUCCAAUGUAUUCGCAGAAGAGGAUGAGGACAGGGCUGAUGUUCUGGCUGGAUCUGGUUUAAUUAAAAGAGCUAACUCUCUGUGUGGUCUGCAGAGCAUCAUUGCAGGGUCCUAUACUGGGUUUCCUCUAAGUCCAUGUGACCCUGAUCCACUCCAAGGCGACUUCCAGAAGACCUUCGAACGCCAUAUUAUCGCUUCUGAACAAAAUGCUGCAAAUGACAAAGAACUCAUAAAAACGGAGAGUUUAUCUCCACAUAAUAGUGUGUGUGAACAGUUGCAUGAUAUAAACAGCAAUGCCUCUAGCUCUCCUCCCAUUUCUCCUUCUCAGCCUUCUGCUUUAGAUGUAUAUGACUACAAAUAUGGAGAUAUGUACUUCUUCACUGUGAGAUUGGAUCCCGGUAGCCCUGAACUACACAAUCAAAGUCCAGUUUGUCCUGAACACAAUGAUGCAAAGAAAGAUGAGUCCAAUGGCCAAAUGGAUUGGAAGGACACCCCCCUGAGCCCUGAAUUUAAUGAUGUAGAUGAAUUUGAAUGCUCCAGUCCAAAUCCUGAAGACACAGAGCAACACAACCAGAUCACAAACGACGAGAAUGAAGUGGAGGUGGAUAUCGCGACAAACAGUGACCCUCCCAAACAUGAUGAAAUAUUAGUGCCUGAUUCUGAAAAGGUGGUUUUAGAUAUUCCAUGUCUUACAUUUAAUGAUUCGAAUGGCUGCCAAAGUGUGCUUGACUCAGAGUGGAAUGACCAAUGGAUGACAAAUCUAGACGAAGCCGAACCUGUUCCCGAUGCGUCCAUCCUGAACACAGAAAGCAAUGCACCAAAUUCUACAUCUCAAGACGUCUUUUGCCUGUUUAGUGACUCGGAAACAUCAGCUACUGAUCCUUUUUACGCCCAAGAGCAGCUCAGCCCUGAAUCUAGCAGCUCACCACACAAACCUUCUUCUUCUGAAGCCUUGGCCAUGAGUAAACUUGAACUCCAGUAUUUUGACCCAUUUAGUCCCACACCCGCUGAGCCGGUCGAAGGCGUUUCUGACUUCGAAGAAAUGAACACUGUUAACUCGUUCUGUCAUGAAGCUCCGAGACUAGAUUCUGGUUAUCAUGAAGUUGGUACUCCUACUCCUUUUAGUCCAGAAGCUGCUGACAAAACCAAAUGUAGCAUUGAUCUUCAAGGCCCAGGUUUGGAAAUCAGGAAGCAGAGCAACUCUGAAAUCCACGUCCCUGAUCCGUUUAGUCCAGAAUCCGUCGAUACGGGCAUCUUUGACUCGGAAACGGAAAACUGUGAGUCUGGUUAUAUGAUAACUACAUGUCAAUUCUUAAGUCCUCAACCAGUUUAUACAGAUUUGAAUAAUCUGGAAGAGAAGCAGAUAUCCUUUGACUUGCUAAGCGAUCGUCUCAGCGUAUCUGAACAUGACGAUUGUUACCCCUUUGGUUCGUGCCCAUCUAAUGAAGAGAGUUACGCUUAUAGUAGCGAAGAAAAACUCAUUGAACCAAUCCGAGAAGGAUCUGAUGCUUCAGGAGAAUCCAAAGCUUGCUCAGUAGUGUCAAAUGGUAGUGAUUCCUCUCAAAUAUUUCACUGUGGUUCGGUGUGGGGAACCUCUGAAAUGAGCUUUCCUGACUCUGAAGUGCUCGACCCAAUGAAAAACAACACUUUUGAUUUCGAUACAACGGAUGUUGGCUCAUUUGGGUCCAAUGAAAGCCAAGAAGCUGAAGAGGCUGAACAUGGUGCUGGAAAAGUGCCGAAAAACGCUGACCUGGCUGAAAUUGACUAUUUCUGUUCUGAGCUCAGUAAAAUGGUAUCCUCAAGUUCAUCUGAUUCUGUUCAGCAAAGUGUUGCUGAGAUGUUAUUCGGCUCUGAACCCAACACCUCAAGCUUUUAUCCCUGGGAUUUUGAAAAGCCGCAACACAGUUGUUAAGUUUUCAUACCCACCGUGUUUAAUCCAUCUCAUUAACUCACAAGUUGCAUUUUCAUCUGACUUUCCAUUGUUAAAUGGGGAAAAAAAUGAAUUAAUUGUCUAAGUGUGAACAUUUGUAAAUGUCAAAGAGUAUCUAAACCUCAUGCGAUUCACUUUUGUAGCUGCAUUUCUAAUAGUUGUAGUCUUUCCAUUAUUUGAUUUAUUUAUUUUCAAAUGCCAGUUAUAACCAAAUACUAACUGCUGAUAUGUAGCAUAAUAAAUAUGUAACAUUUUAAACUUCCUCUGCUGGACUUUGGAGUUAUGUCCAUUUAAAAUGAAUGCUGGGAUUAUUUUCAAAAAAAGCAUUUAAAAGAAAUAUUAUUCAAAUGCAGUGCAUGUAUGUGUGUACAAUACCAUUCAUCAAGUAACACUGAAAUUAAUUUUUAGUAAAUGGACAGAUGUAUAACAUUUAUUUUUUUAAGCAUUAUUUGUCUUAGAUCUAAUAUUUUAUUUAUUUUAUGUGGAAAUUGUACUGAGAUUUGUAUGUUGUGCCCAAGCAACUGCACCUUAAGAUGAUUGCCCCCAAAACACAUGGAGAAACACUGCUGCAUGAUUAACAUUAAAAAUCACGUAUGACUUUUCAAAAUGCUUACCGUAUUACUAGCCUUCAAAAGAUGGUUUCAUUAAGUGUUAAGCAUAAGGCAGUGGCUAUAAUUUUCCCAUUUUCAGUGUGACUAAAUAAAUUUAAUCUGAAAAUCACUCUUAAAUUCAGUCGUACAGUAAAAACAUUUUAGCAAAACAACUACAGUAAGACUGCACACUAUGCACUACAUUGAAGCUAGGGUAGGCAGUUCAUGCUUUACUGAUGUCAUCUAGCACAAAGCAGCCAUAAAAGAUGGAUUGACGGCCGUAUGUGUCAAUAAUGUUUAAUACAUGUUGCAUUGCCACUGAAUUAAAUGAUAGUUAAAACACUAAACUGAAAGACUGAAAUCUAUUUAAUGCUACGGUGGUUAAACUAAAUGUCUGUUUACGUCACAAUGAUAAUAAUGUGACUAUCUGUUACAAAUGUGAUCAUGUAUUUGGAGUGUGGAAAAUGUGUAUGUUAGUACAAAAAAAAGAGUUGUACCUCAUUUAUAUUUCCAGUUGUAUAAACAGGCUGCACAGGGAAUUGGAAAUGAACAAAUGUGGGUGAAAACUGGGUUGUGAGCGUUCAAAGCAGAAUAAAUAAAUCGCACAUCUCAAAACUGUUGUGAAAGCUUGUGUGCCUCUAAUAAUAAAAGUUAACAGGUAAAUGAAGACGGCAGCACAGGUGAGAAUAUAUGUCCUCGAAAGAAGCCGGUACAUUUCUGGCAGAGCAUAAAACUAGGGUUGAUGCGUAUGAGCUCAGAAAUCGUUGCAUGCUAAGAAUAAGGAACAGCAAUGUACUCAGUGUAAAAAAAAAAAAAAAAAAACUACCAUAAUUGACAUGUUAUUGCUGUAAAACGUAGAAACCGAAAUGUAGAAAAACAAUUGCUGAAUAAAACAUGAAAAUGUGCCUUUUAAA
This is a messenger RNA of Puntigrus tetrazona (Sumatra barb), 5607 nucleotides long. RefSeq lists its product as uncharacterized. Bases 576 to 4085 code for a protein of 1169 amino acids. Lineage: Eukaryota; Metazoa; Chordata; Actinopteri; Cypriniformes; Cyprinidae. The record is from RefSeq and is a predicted model, not a curated record. The transcript is spliced from 9 exons.